Messenger RNA from Lichtheimia ornata, 468 nucleotides. RefSeq lists its product as uncharacterized. NCBI's taxonomy places the organism in Eukaryota, Fungi, Mucoromycota, Mucoromycetes, Mucorales, Lichtheimiaceae. The transcript is spliced from 4 exons. Bases 1 to 468 code for a protein of 155 amino acids. The record is from RefSeq and is a predicted model, not a curated record.
AUGCGUGGUAUUGGAUCUACAAAGCAAAACAUGUUAAUUAACGAGCCUUGCAAUGAAACAGCAGCGGCACCUACUGGAUGGCAUGGAUAUACGGUUUUCAUUGGAGGCAAAGAUGCUAUUGAGAAAUACCACAAGAGAGAAGAUGGUAUCUCUAUUGAUGCACUUCAUCGCGUCGAUCCACAGGAGAGUACCGGUACUAUGACGUUUCUUUGGCUGUGCGCUUUGAUUAUUAUUUUACAUCCUGAUGGCCUAUUUGGUUCCAAGUAUGCGGGUAAUGAUUGCGUGAUUCAGAGGGACCAUUGCAGAGAGCUACUUGUCUUUUGGUGCUUUGGAGUUUACAAGAUCACAGCUAUGAUUGCUAACCAUGGGGAAGCGUUUAUGUCUUUUGGUGGUGUCAACCUUUAUUGCGUCUCGGGUGGUUGGUUACCAAGCAACGGGCGAUUUCUCUGGAGAAUGUCAGCCAAUUAA